Cladocopium goreaui is the source of this 693-nucleotide messenger RNA. The record is from the annotation of a GenBank genome assembly. NCBI's taxonomy places the organism in Eukaryota, Dinophyceae, Suessiales, Symbiodiniaceae.
AUGGAUGCGGAUCGUGGUGCCUCGGAGUCCCAUGGAAGUGAUCAUGAUGCUGAAGAGGAUGCCAGGGUGGCUAUAGCUCAAGUCCACCGAGUGACCGUUGGCAACAAUGCCUGGUACCCAGACAUCCAAACUGCUGACAAUCGUGUCUUCUUCAAGAUUGACAAGCAUGAUCGGGAGCUCACCAAAAUUACCCUUGGAAAGGGUGUCAACCGACACAAGAACAAGGGUGAGAUCAGAACACUGAGCAAGUUGCAAUGGUGGGCAGACAUGCAUGCCUUGAGGAAACAAGCCUGCAACUCAGCCAUUCAUGAUGUGUUGCGGGCUGCCAUGACGGAGAAUGGAGACGAAGUGCCUGCCAACUUUCGGUUUCGAGACGCCAGGGAUGAUGACAAGUGGCUUGUCCGUAAAGAGGUAGUGGAGCUUCAUUGUCCAGCCCUGGAGGACUAUCCAGCCACGGUCAUCAUGGCUUUGUGGCAGAUUCGUGGUCCGCUCUUUCUGGAGCUCACAGAGGAGUGCGUCAAGUACUGUGUGGCUGCCAUCAGGCAGUCACCAGAUGCUGUGCCAUGUUCUCCCAAGCGGAAACGCAAGAAGAAGCUUCGCCGCAGUGCCAGCACUCCACGAAAAGCGGAACAUGGACCGGCACGUCCCAUGGAAUCCGAGCCUGCAGCACCAGAAGCUCCAGGUGCAGACUGA